AUGACCUUUCAAGGCAGGGGACCUCGAGAUGUUCACCCGCAAAAGGGUCUCGAAGAUUUGAAGCCUCAAGCAGAAGGCAAUCUGUCGGUAAUCGUCUUUCACGCUGUACGCUACGAGCUUCUCUUCGGCGACGGCUUGCCUCUGGGCCUCCUUGGCUCAGGCUUCUCUUUCACCACUAUCGAGUAUUUUUUCAACAAAAAGUUUCUAGCUGCAGCGCUAGGAUGGUUCAAUCGCAGACAAGCACAAAGGAAGAUCUGCUUCUUAGCCCUCCUUGUCAUAUCGGGAACGAUUGCCCCAUUGGCUGGUCCGGCGAGCGCGACGUUGCUGGUUCCGAAAUCCCAGUCGUGGCCCAGUGGCGGUACUGAAUACUUUCUUGAUGGCUCUACCAACGAUUUCUGGCCUGUUGAUAUGUCUGGUGAUAUGGCGACGCUGCAGACGCUUUGCAAUUCUAACAACUCCAAUGCACUAAGCGUAUGUCCAGCUGGCGGAUUUUCAUCUCUCCUAGAACACUGGAGCCGCACUAAUUUCAAAGAUUUCCAAAGAGCAGACGUCCAACCCUACGCUAAACAGCUUUCUGGUUCCAACUUCUACUGGCCGAUCCAUAGUCCGUCUUCGCAUAUCCCGCCCCGUUAUGCCCUGGGCGAGGCAAGGCUUGACGAUAAAUCUAGGUCCAAUACCUGGCUCGUGAUACCACACGCAGCGCCUGUCGCGCUAUCACAACAGGUCAUGGUGGAUUGGUGGGCAGCAGUAGCUCCCGAUGAUAUUACCCAGCCGUCCAAGAUCGAUGAUCGCCAAGCAUCCACCACUCACCUCAACGCAAUCACGAAUGCACGGUGCUCACCACCGCAGGAACUUUCUGCCACGGAUAGUGUUGUACUGUUCCCCUCGCUUCGAGGGAGGUUCGACUACGCAGAACCGCAGAAAUUGAGCAUUGGUGAUCUAGCAACAGUGCCCACAGAUCACUUGAGCUUUCGAUGGAUACAUCUGCCAGAUGAAUUCGGUGCACUGAGCAUUGGAGGUCUCUUUGAGAGUGCUUGGAAUAACAAUCACUCGAGAAUCGUGAUAGGUUGUUCGGCACAAGCCGGCUGGGUUCCAGCACAGGCGAAAACCGACGAGUAUGCAUUCUGGACAGGCUGGUAUCCUUGGAAUAUCACAUUUGGUGGCAGGGUGCCCUUUUUCAAUGCUAUUGCCCCAGGUGAGCCGCUUGGAUUGACGAAUGGAAGAGUAGCACUUGGCGAUGCCUGGUUGGCACUGCUAACGCCACCAGCAAAUACGAAAGUCCUCACGUCCCGAAAUUCCAAGCCAAGUACCAUAGAAGUUAUACUCGAGGGUGCUGGACUGGACGAUCGCCUCGAUAUUGUGGAAGGCCAGAAUCUGACAGAAAAAUGGUCAGCUCCUACCAGCAGCAACGGAACCAGGACUCGUCUGAUAGAGGCUAUCAUCUGUAGCGUUGUUGCUGAUGGCCUCAGCAGAUACGGCAGCCACAUGGUCUACAAGAAUGCCACGAACCCUAUGGACUUAUCCCUUCGUAGCUACGAAAGACUUCCUGACUUUAAACACCGCAUUGAGAAGGGAGCACGGGCAUUGGAUAUACCAAACGCACCUGAAGGUCAAACAACAACACUUCGGGUAGAUAUGCAAAUAACAGGAUUCUCUAUCCGCAUCUCGCUCGCUGGCUAUCUUGCUAUGAGUGUGCUGAUGGCACACAUGCUUCUGGCUAUAGGUCAUGUGAUAUGGAUGAUAUCGAAACGAGAAACGUUGGGGUGCUGGAGUCUUGUGACAGACAUUAUUACUCUGGCGUACAAUUCCAGGACUGUUGCGCCGUGUCUCAAGAACACAGGAGCAGGUGUCGAACGUCAUUCAACGGUUCGACAAGUUGCUAGGAUAUUGGCUAGACCUCACCCAGAGACUUGUGCCAUGGAUCGGGUUGAGCUUGUAUUUACAGAUUCAGCUGAUAUUGACGGCAAGCCGUGCCUUCUCGAGGCGGAAAUGGGUGAUGUUGCAUAUGAUAGUCGAGAAAGCUCAGCAUAUGAAACAGAGCCAAGCGAUUCAUCUAGUGUCCUGGACGAACGUGUAUACACUACAGCGAAAGACACACUGCUCGCCAAAGCCACUCUUGCCAAGCGGAAAGGGUUUGAGCAAGUUCAGGUUGGUCGCAAAUAUUGCUAA
This is a messenger RNA of Lithohypha guttulata, 2169 nucleotides long. RefSeq lists its product as uncharacterized. The record is from RefSeq and is a predicted model, not a curated record. Lineage: Eukaryota; Fungi; Ascomycota; Eurotiomycetes; Chaetothyriales; Trichomeriaceae. Bases 1 to 2169 code for a protein of 722 amino acids. The transcript has 2 exons.